This is a messenger RNA of Pogoniulus pusillus (Red-fronted tinkerbird), 1818 nucleotides long. RefSeq names its product TGFB induced factor homeobox 1 (gene TGIF1). Gene Ontology annotation, biological process: negative regulation of transcription by RNA polymerase II. The transcript is spliced from 3 exons. The record is from RefSeq and is a predicted model, not a curated record. NCBI's taxonomy places the organism in Eukaryota, Metazoa, Chordata, Aves, Piciformes, Lybiidae. The coding region runs from base 588 to 1301 and encodes 237 amino acids. Gene Ontology annotation, molecular function: DNA-binding transcription repressor activity, RNA polymerase II-specific; RNA polymerase II cis-regulatory region sequence-specific DNA binding.
UGGAAAGACCUCCAUGCUCGCCCACUCCAACCAUUCUCCACCUCUGCCCAUGCUGGGACUGAGCCAUGGCCCUCAGCACCAUGGCUCUGCCUCUUGGGAACACCUCCAGGGGUGGGCACUCAGCCACCAAACUGGGCAGCCUGGGCCAGGCUUGCAGAACCCUUCCAGUCGAGAAGUUUCUUCUCAAUUCCAACCUAAACCUCCCCUGGGGUAACCUGAGGCCAUUUCCUCUUGUCCUGUGCCUUGUUCCUAGGCAGCAGAGCCCAACCCCAGCUGGCUGCAGCCUCCUCUCAGGGAGCUGCAGAGGACAAUGAGGUCUCCCUCAGCCUCUUCUUCCCCACACUUGCAGCCCCCCAGCUCCCUUAGCUGCUCCUCCCCAGCCCUGCUCUCCAGACCCUGCCCCAGCCCUGCUGCCCUUCUCUGGACCUUCUCCAGCCCCCGUUUUAGGGCUGCCUUUGUUUCCUCGCACAGAGUCUCCGAGUUCUGGCUGCUUGCCCACGUGGAGCGUUUCACUUCUGACCUUUAGCUGCUCCUUACUCUGAGGUGGAGUUGCGCUGUCGGGCAGCGAGACGGAGGACGAUGACACCAUGGACGUGCCCCUGGACCUGUCGUCGGGCUCGGGCAAGCGGCGGCGCCGCGGGAACCUGCCCAAGGAGUCUGUGCAGAUCCUGCGGGACUGGCUCUACGAGCACCGCUACAACGCCUACCCCUCGGAGCAGGAGAAGGCGCUGCUGUCGCGCCAGACGCACCUCUCCACGCUGCAGGUCUGCAACUGGUUCAUCAACGCGCGGCGCCGGCUGCUGCCCGACAUGCUGCGCAGGGACGGCAAAGACCCCAACCAGUUCACCAUCUCGCGUCGCGGCGCCAAGCUCCCCGAGGGCGGCCUGCUGGCCGAGCCGGCCCCGGGCGCCCAGAACUGCAUCCCGCUGCUGGAGGAGGCCUCCGCCUGCCUGCCGGCCGCGCUGGGCAAGGCUCUGUCCUGCGGCGGGCCCGCGCCGCUGGCCCGGCCCUCCGUCAUCUGCCACACCACCGUGACGGCGCUCCGGGAUGCCCCCCUGCCCCGCUGCCAGCCCCCGGACCUGCCGCCGCCGGCCGCGCCCGCUCUGACAGACAGCUGCCCCUGCCCGGCGCCGGAGCCCGCCAGCCCCGCCGCCGGCCCCGCCGCGCAGAGCGGCCUCUUCAACACCCCGCCGCCCACCCCGCCCGACCUCCACCAGGACUUCAGCGGCUUCCAGCUCCUGGUGGACGUUGCGCUCAAGCGGGCCGCGGAGAUGGAGCUGCAGGCCAAGCUGGUGGCCUGAGCCCCGGGCGCCCCUCCAGGGCCGGCCUGGGCGGCGCUGGGCUCGGGGCUUUGGUUCUUCUUGACCUUAUUUGCACAAGGGAUCGCCGAAGCGCAGCUCCCUCCGGCCGCCCUGGGCGGCCUGCAGCCGAGCGCUGCUCCUGCCGAGGCGCAGAACUUUGAAGCUACUGUAGCGAGGAGCCGUGAGGGGAGCCUGGUGUAGUGCUGGGGCUGGUCGUUGGUUUGGUUUUUAACGUUUCCUUUGUAGCUUUCGGGUUUGUUGUUUCCAUAAUGUGAGCUGGCUCCCAGCCCCAGGUGAUUCGCUGGGCCUGGGCUUUGUGUUCCUUUCAGACUGUGCAAUAUCUGGAUGAUGAUGAUGAUGAUGAUGAUGAUACAAAGUCUUCUUCUGAGCAUUCCCCACGUGCUGGCUAAGAGAAAUCCUCCGUAUUUUUUUUAACAAAUACCAAUUUUGGAUGAUUUACACUUUUUAUUUCCCUCCCCCCCCAUAAGGUAAUAAACUAUUUUCUUUACAAACAGAA